AUGGCGGUGGUUCAAAUUGUUUUCAAGCUUGGAGUAAAAAUUUAAAAUGUUAACCAUGUGCUAUGUUUUGAGUAAUAUACAGUUAGCAAAACAAUGUUCAUAGCGAAUUCCUAAUCAAUAUAGAAAACUGAAAAAAGUAGUCAUAUGCGAAGUCGAAAUGGUGGAAUGGAUGAUUUUGGGAUUAACUUGACGUUAGCAAAAUUCAAUUCAAAAGCCUAGUUAGCUUGCUAAUGCUAACUCUCAUGAGCAUUACCUAUGUUAUUAUAUUAUUACUUAUAUCAUUUGUCAGUUAAUUGUUUGGCACGAAUGUGGCGGUUGUUUUUACCGUAAUGACUGCACAGUUCUUGAUGGAUGGUCCCACGAUUCCUGACGGACAGCAAAGUCCAGGGAGAGACUGGGUUGUUUUAGAUUCAACCCGAAACCGCAGCGAUUUUACCACUGGGAUGUCCCGAAAUAAGCUAUUAUUCAAUGAAGCCAUCCCUGCAAGUGUCAGCAACCGUGCUACACAUGUACGUCUACCAGCCCCCAUUGUGAUUGAGAAGCUGAUGCCGCUGUCAGAGGAGCGUGAGAAUAUGGACAGCACCAGGAGCUCCACCAGCUUCACUGUGCUCUCUGAGGAGAGGCUGCAGGCCGCCAUUAAGCUCGCCAAGCGAGAUCUGAGACGAAGGCGCCUUGAGUCACUGAUAAAAUCCCCUGCCAAACCUUCUCAAGAGGCCUCCCUCCUCGAAACAAGUGAUGUAGAGCUGCUUCAGGAGCUUGCAGCCACUCCAAAUAAGGCCAAGUUUAAGGCCUCCAGUCCAAAAGAGAAAACGGGCCGUCCUGGAGGAAAGCAAACAUCCCAGAAGCGUCCCAUUUGUCGAAUGCCUCGGGCUGGCCAGUCACCCCCAACCAGAGACAAUGGCCUAAGGCAGCUGGACGGAGGCAAACCGGGUCCUUUAAGCCAGGAAAUCCACAAGCUGCAAAAUGAGCUUGAAGUGUAUAUUCAAAAAGUAGAAGAGCUAGCCAACAGAGGGGAAAAAAUAGAGGAGCCACUGGAGCCUGAAGAGCAAAACAAGUUGGAGAUACGCAGACAGAAGCAGGCAGCGCGCUCAGCACGUAGCAUCUAUGUACUCCAACAACAGGUAAAAGAGAUACAAGACGAUAUAGAGAAACUACGAAGCCAGAAAAUGUGGGACACCAAAAAGUCUACUGCAAUAAACAGGCUUGCAGCUGCCCACCGUGGGGCACAGAGGGCCUUACAGGUUGUUAUCCACCAGCUUUCAGAUCUAUCUCAUAGCAAGGUACCUCCUCAUUACAAAGAGCUGGGUCAGCUGAUUCGCCAGCUCUCUUUGUGCUCAGCGAAAGUCCAAGUGGACCAGGGUUCAGCUGUGCCUGAAACGGCCCUCGACAUCCUGCAGAAACUAGAGAUGUUGGAUUCAGCCCUCGGUAAACAAGUGGCACUGGAAAAAAUGCAAGCCCAAACAUGCCCUCCACACAGGAAGUCCCCUCAUCGCAGCAUGUUGCCUACUGGUGUGCUCAAGGGUCCCACCACCUCAACUGUUCGAGGAACUCGCAAACCCGCAAAUCCCAAAAGAGGUGUCCAUGCAGGGUGGAGAAUGGCCUCACAGAAACCCAAAACUACUUCUCAGCAGCCGAUUAACAGAAGAGAGGUGCUGAGGGUUGGCCUGGAGAGCCUCGUCCAGCAGAGGGAGCUGAGAGAGCUGCGGGGACGACCUCAGACAAACACCAGCUGCAGAAAAGGACUACACUCUGAGCGAAGAAAGAUUGACAUUAUAAUGAAGGGUAAUCAGAUGCAAGAUGCAGGCUUCCAGCAGCCUACAGUCUCCUCUCGGCUCAGAGUGAAUGAGCUCCCUCAAAAAGAGCGCUCUGUGCCAUGGAUACCUACAUCCCCUCACUCUCCUCCUCCACAGCGAUCCCCACAAAGGGGGAGACCAGAGCCACGAUGUCUCUUCUCUCCAGUAAAGCCUUCACCCAGCCCUCCCAAGCAGAAAGUGGCUGGUGGUUUUGGAGCAGAGCCGAUCCUGAGCUCAGAAAGGAAGAAACAAGCUCAGGAUGAAGCGUUAAGAAAAGCCUGGUUGGAUAAGAUGACGAUGCAGAGGCUGAAAGAGCUCAACCAGCUGAGUAAAGAAGAGGCUGGACGCAUUGAGAGAUUAAGGUCUGAAGUGGUCUCGCCAACUCAGUGGGCUGAGAGAGCUGAGCAGAAGGCCAGAGAGAGAAUUCAGCCCCUUCUGGAUGAAGCGCAGCAGAUUGGUGAGUCCAGGACCAGGGUCAGCUCUUCACUGAGAAAUCGGCUGUCUGAGCAGGCUGCAGAGAGGUCAGCAGAGAAUGCCGAGCAGCUGAGUGAGGCCCUGCUGGAGGAUCUGUUGGAGGACACUGCACGGGCGGCGUGGGCAGCUGAGACAGACAGACAGUUGGAGGGCAUGGCCCAGUGUAGGCUGCAGGCCCCCACCCUGGAGAGUAUGCUGCUUCGUAUGGAGGAGAUACAGAGGGAUCAGGAGGAAGUGAGGAGACGGUUUGCUUCUAUCACCUAUUCAGACCCUCUUUACUGGGACCAACCAGAAGCAGCAGGACCCCAAUGCCAUGCUCCGGGCUCCAGGCCAGCCUCUCCUCAGCCAAUUAGGCUCACCAGGCCAGUGUCGAAGCAGGCUACUGCAGCUGAUAUUGUCCUAGAAAAACCCGUGGAGACUGGUUUUCUGUCCGAGAGCAGCCUAAUAGAAGAGGCAUCCCAAGAUGAGCAGCAGCCCACAAACAGCACCGUGUUCCCGAGCCCAGCGGAGAAAAGCAUGGGGACUCGUAUCUCUGUGCCAGGCAGCAUGCUGAGAAACGUGCGCCAGUACCGGGAAGACUACGAGGCCUACCUGCGUGUUGUGGCUCAUGAGGCCGUAGGCAGCUUCAACCCCUGGGCCAUCGCAAACAGCCUGGCAGAGGAGUUACUGUCGGAGGCCCUGACUGACGUGGCAGCAGAGUUUCAGGACGUUGUGGAGGAGUACGCAGAGGCCGUCUUCACCUCAGAGUUUCUUCAGCCGACCCAGGCACCUCCUGCUCCCACUGCAGCUUUGGUCAGCCAAUAGGAUGUAACAAGCAUCACGGAUGUAGCAGUUUCUUACAGAUUUCUAUAAUAUGUAUUUAUUUUGGUGGAGAAUCUCCAUUUUCAGCUCAGGUUCAUUUUGUCGACUAAGGGCUACGAUUAUUCACUAUUCUUCUAUAGUUUUUCACAAGCAGAUAUUUCAUUUUGUGAAAAUGUGAUAGAUCACUACUUUAAAGUGACAACAUAUGACUUUAUUCAUUUGGGAUUGUUGAUAUUUUUAAUGACGUUGCAGCAGAUGAGAUUGUUGAAUUGCACAAGGAGCAUUAGUUACAUGACUCUUUAUGGUCCAUCUCUGUCUAUGAUUGAAUUCCACGGGGAAAGUUAGUUUAGUUUAGAUAAGCUCGGAGAGACCAUCACGACAUUACAGAGGAUUAUAAGAUUACCACCCUCCCCUUGCACUUGGUUUAAAUCUCCCUGAGGAUUACUCACACUUUCUAUUUUCACAUUGGAAUAUGGAAAUAAAUUAAUUGCAUAUGGUCUCCAUCAAAAAUGAUUUAGGAUAAGAUCAUGUGUUUAAUCUAUUGUAACUUCAUUUCCUCCUUUGCUUUAAGAUCUAAAUAAAGCGUAUA
Seriola dumerili (greater amberjack) is the source of this 3657-nucleotide messenger RNA. Its product is annotated as KIAA0753 ortholog. The record is from RefSeq and is a predicted model, not a curated record. Gene Ontology annotation, cellular component: centriolar satellite. Gene Ontology annotation, biological process: centriole replication; protein localization to centrosome. Lineage: Eukaryota; Metazoa; Chordata; Actinopteri; Carangiformes; Carangidae. The transcript is spliced from 18 exons. Bases 330 to 3071 code for a protein of 913 amino acids.